Messenger RNA from Erythranthe guttata (spotted monkey flower), 2415 nucleotides. RefSeq names its product OBERON-like protein. Gene Ontology annotation, cellular component: nucleus. Gene Ontology annotation, biological process: root meristem specification; maintenance of root meristem identity; regulation of gene expression. The record is from RefSeq and is a predicted model, not a curated record. NCBI's taxonomy places the organism in Eukaryota, Viridiplantae, Streptophyta, Magnoliopsida, Lamiales, Phrymaceae.
AAUUUCCAGGGGCAAACUGCAUUUUGCCCGGAAAUAAAAUACUAGGGAGUCAACGGAACAAAAGUCAGACACGAGGGAAAUAAGAACGUUGCCGGGAAGUGGGCCCCACCAACCAUCUGCAGACGACCGUCAACACGCUAAUCCGGUUACCGUAUAUAGUCUCUACUUUCCUAUUUGUCUCACUCUUCGACGGGUCAAACAAGUAAACCAGACGGAGGACUUGUACACGAGAUUCCCCCAAAUCCUCUCAAUUAGGGUUUCUAACGGGGGUGAAAAUUGGGUCAAUUUUACGUGAUUUUGAAUCAAUUCCGCCAGAUUACACUUUGUCCCAGGUAAGAAAUUAUAGAGGGCAAUCUUGGAUGGGAACACCAUCUGGAUCUCAUUUCAAUAGUCAAUCCUCAAUGCUGCCGCCUCGUCAACAGCCACGCCCUGGAGGCAGGGGGCUACAAACCUCCCUCUCCUUGGUCUCACCCGAUGCAUGUGGGUCCCCAAAUCCCGAACGUGGCUCCAAUUCUGACCACGUACGCGAAUCCCCAACCGAAAGUGCUAGUUCACGAGAAACCUGGCCCACAGCCGAUGCUUUGAUAGCAAAGAAACUCGAGAAGGAAAAAGACAUGGAGAAUAAUUAUGCCGAGCACUCUGUUGUCAGGCAUUUUUCGAGUUCGGAUAAGAUGUCCCUUCAAGAUGUAGCUAGAGAGAGAGUGGAAGUUAUAGCAGAACGUAUGCAGAAUCUUCCGGAUAAGUACCUGGACAAGUUCAAGAACGAACUCCGCUCGUUUCUUGAAGGGUUAGGUGGUUCUCAACAAAGAGAAGAGUUCCUUUUUUUACAGAAGGUGGUCCAAAGUCGAGGCGAUUUGACCGAAAAAACACUAACAAUGGCGCACAGGAUUCAGCUAGAAAUUCUAGUUGCUAUGAAGACUGGAAUUCAAGCUUUUUUGCAUCCAAGUGUUAGCCUCUCUCAAGCUUCACUUAUCGAUAUUUUCUUGUACAAACGAUGCAGAAACAUAGCGUGCGGAAACGCAUUGCCUGCAGAGGAGUGUACAUGUGAUUUGUGCUCGAAGAGGAACGGUUUUUGCAACCUAUGCAUGUGUGCGAUAUGCAACAAGUUUGAUUUUGAGGUUAACACGUGCCGUUGGAUUGGGUGUGAUUUGUGUUCACACUGGACUCACACGGAUUGUGCUAUUCGAAACGGGCAGAUUGGAAUGGGUCCGUGUGUUAAAAACGGUUCCAGCUCAGCGGAGAUGCUUUUUAGAUGCCGAGCUUGCAGUAGGACUUCUGAGUUGGUUGGGUGGGUGAAGGAUGUGUUCCAACACUGUGCACCGAGUUGGGAUAGAGAUGCUUUGAUUCGAGAACUCGAUUUUGUGAGUAGAAUAUUCCGUGGGAGUGAAGAUCCGAGAGGCAGGGAAUUGUUCUGGAAGUGUGAGGAGCUUAUCGAGAAAUUGAAAAACGGGGUUGCCGAACCUAUGGCUUGUAAAUUGAUCUUAUUGUUCUUUCAAGAACUCGAGGCGGACCCCACAAAGAAUCAAGAAACCGAAGAAGGCCGAACAAUAUCCCCACAAGAAGCAUUCAAUAAAAUAGCCGAUGUAGUCCAAGAAGCCGUCAGAAAGAUGGAAACUGUAGCAGACGAGAAGAUGCGAAUGGUUAAAAAGGCCCGUUUGGCUGUAGAGGGGUGCGAGCAAGAACUCAAAGACAAAGCUAGAGAAGUUGCUGCACUCAAAAUGGAUAGGCAGAGAAAGAAGGUACAAAUAGACGAGCUCGAAAGCAUUGUUAGGCUUAAACAAGCAGAGGCAGACAUGUUCGAACUGAAGGCAAACGAAGCCCGAAGAGAAGCUGAGAGAUUGCAAAGAAUUUCACUUGCGAAAACGGAGAAAUCGGAAGAGGAUUACGCGAGCAGGUAUUUGAAGCAGCGAUUGCACGAAGCUGAAGCGGAGAAGCAGUAUUUGUUCGAAAAGAUUAAGCUGCAGGAGAGUUUGAGCAAGCCUGUGCAGAGCGGUGCUGGAACGAGCGAGCCUUCUCAUUCGAUGUAUAAUAAAAUACAGGACCUGCUCAAGAAUAUGUAUAAUACCCCUUCGAAGGGUGAGGGGCAAUCGAACGACCUUCAUUCUCACGGUGCUAUGUGAAUUAGACUUCUUUUUUAAUUAUGUGACUUGGAAUGCGAAUUUUACUCCGUGAUUUGAAUUAUUUAUGUUUUUUUUUGGGUGCUAAUUUCUUGUAGUGUAGGGAAACGAGUUCAUGAACUGAUGUUGCAGAAACGUGUAAUUUGUGUGCUUGUAACUGUAAAAUCCAAUUUGUCUUCUGUUUAGAUGCUAUUUUGUUAGUCAUUUGAUUCUAUAUGCCCUGUUUGCCAAAGGUUUUACCCUGGUAAUAAACCAGUGUCAAACAUGUCAGAGAAAUCAAGAAGUUUGCAUUAUUUUA